AUGGCUAAAACUGUGGUUCAAAGUGGACCCAAAGGCAUAAAAAACUUCACCACGUCAAUUGGCUGGAUGGAAGGCCAGGACCAGUGCGACCCUGGGACUCUUAGACUUAAUCCCGAACGUUGUAUCAACAAGAUGCUUAAUGUUCUAACAAGCUACCAGUCUUUUGUGAAGUCCUUGUCUGAGUUUACAAGUUGCCCUGUCGCCCAUCAAAUGAAUCCAGUGCUGUUGCAGCUGCAUGAAGACAUGAGUAGAUGUGUCAAAUCCAGGACUGAGUACAAUCACCACGAGGAUCACAUCAGUGAAAGAAAGUUCCAGGGCUUCGAUAACUGGACGAUGGAGCUAUUAUGUAAAUACACCAUGGAACGCCUCUUCUCCUUCUCCAUUCUCACGGCCAGGGGGAAGAUGAAUGUUGGCGUGGCUCACAGCGAGGUGAACCCAAACACUCGGGUGAUGAAUAGUCGCGGCAUCUGGCUCACAUACCUGCUCCUCACAGUGGUUCUGCACAUCGUCCUUCUCAGCAUCCCCUUCAUCACCGUGCCCCUCGUCUGGACCCUCACCAACGUCAUUCACAACCUGUGGAAGAAGAAGUUCCUGACCUAUCGCAUCUAUAACUUCGCCGAAGACCUGGGCCCGGGGAAAACGCGCUCAGCCAUUCAAAACGCUUUCAAAUACUGGAGCAACGUGUCGCCUUUAAGGUUCAGAGAGCUCUACUCUGGGAAUGCAGACAUCAAAAUCUCUUUUCACAGGAAGGAGAAGUCUUGCCCAGUGCCCUUUGAUGGAAGAGGCCAUGUUUUAGCUCACGCAGACGCUCCCGAGUCUGGACUCAUUCAUUUCGAUGCGGACGAGCUGUGGACAGAGGGACGGAGCUCUGGAUCAAACCUAAGGAUCAUAGCAGCACAUGAGAUCGGCCACGCCCUCGGCCUGGGACACUCCCAGUACUACAGCGCACUCAUGGGGCCUGUGUACAAGUACCACUCCAACUUCAAGCUUCAUCCUGACGACAUCCAGGGAAUACAAGCGUUAUAUGGAAAGCCUCAGUCUCCAGACUCCGCCCCCGCUGCUCCACCCGGAGGUAGUGCUCCAGACGUCUGUAAAGUCAAACUGGAAGCUGUCAUGUUGGGUCCAAAGCAGCAGACGUAUCUUUUCAGCGGUGCGUUCGUUUGGACAAAGUCUGGUUCUGGCUCUCUCUCUGGGCCGGUCCAGGUCUCUGCUCUGUGGAAGGGGCUGCCUGGAGGCCUGAGUGCAGCUGUGCACUCCCCACGCACUGGCAAGUCCUACUUCAUCAAAGGAGACAAGUUGUGGAGAUACUCUGGGGUCAAACUUGACCAUGGAUUUCCCAGGCGCCUGAACAACAUCCCGGCAAACAUCAACUCUGCUUUUUAUUCAAGCAAAAACAACAAGCUGAUCUUUUUAAAGGGCUCUGCAUAUUGGCAAUGGGACGAGUUCAAACCAGCACACUUCAAGUCUCUGCCCGUCAGUCACCUGUUCAAAGGCGCCCCCAGCGACACAGACGCCGCAGUGACGUGGACAGAUCACAGUGUGUAUCUGUUCAAAGGCUCGGAGUUCUGGAGAGUCGACCCAAACAAGGAGAGAGUAAAAGGCUCCUCAAUGAGUACUGCCUCUGACUGGCUGCAGUGCGAGGACUGA
Molecule: messenger RNA, 1647 nt
Organism: Knipowitschia caucasica
Lineage: Eukaryota; Metazoa; Chordata; Actinopteri; Gobiiformes; Gobiidae
Source: the annotation of a GenBank genome assembly